Molecule: messenger RNA, 2557 nt
Organism: Capsella rubella
Lineage: Eukaryota; Viridiplantae; Streptophyta; Magnoliopsida; Brassicales; Brassicaceae
Product: wall-associated receptor kinase-like 14
Exons: 4
Coding region: 256-2337 (693 amino acids)
Biological process (GO): protein phosphorylation
Molecular function (GO): protein kinase activity; ATP binding
Source: RefSeq, a predicted model, not a curated record
UUCUUCCUUCGUCUUUAAUUACUCCCUCCGUGAAUUGUUAUUUUCGCGAUUAGGUGAAACCACCGGAAAAUUCAAUCCUCCGAUCACAAACGAUCACCUUCAUCGCCGCAGAAACUGAUUAUUUCGAAUCUUUUCGUUUAUACUGUAGAAUAACUGAUUACGAAUCGAAGAAGAUGAAGAGAAAGCUCAGAGAAGAACAAAGCUCGGAAGGAAGGUGAGAAACAUUUGAGAUCCGGUUCAAUCAAAUCAAAGAAGAUGAUGGUUUCUCAUAAAUUGGAUUUGAUUUUGGUGAUCGUGAUCGUAAUCGUAAUCGGAGGAUCUGUUCUCCGGACCUCCGCUGCUAAUUUCACUGAAACUUGUCUCGGAAGCUGCGGUGAAAAGACUCUGCCUUAUCCUUUUGGGUUUUCUUCUGGUUGUCGCAUCCAAUUCGGUUGCUCUGCGGCGGGGAUUGCGGAGAUCGGAGGCUUUCCUGUUCAGAACGUGACGGAAAACAGUAUAUUCGUCGCCCUUCCACACAAUUGUACUCGGAAGGUUGAAGAUAUGAAUCCUUUAUUCAGUGAGCAUUUCGCUCCGACGGCUGAGAACAGUUUCUUGAUGGAGGAGUGUAACCGUACUACAGACGGAUGCUCGAUUAAGCAGAAGUUCUUGGAGGAUGUUCUGAAGCUGGAAAGCUGUGAUGCCACUGGAAACAUAAGCUGUUUUUCUUUAGAUAGUAACUCGAGUUUGAAGAACUCAGCUAAGUUUUUCGGUAUGAAGGAAUUGAGGAAUAGCACUUGCCGUUUGUUGUUCUCGUCGAUAGCUUUCGAGUCUGUAGGUGUGAAUGCGGGAAUAGCGCUAGAGUUUGGGCGAGUUAGGUUAGGUUGGUGGUUAAAUGGAGACUGUAAGAGUAAUCCUUGCGGGAUAAACGCCAAUUGUACAGUCGUUGACACUCCUCAUGGAAAAACUGGACAUCGGUGCUCAUGUCUCGAGGGUUUCCACGGAGACGGCUAUAUUUGCCGGAAAGCACUACCGCAUUGUCAUGGUUCAAAGCUCGUUUGGGGACAUUGUAGAUCGACCCUUAUUACUAUUUUAGGAGGAACUGUUGGUGGUGCGUCUAUACUAGUUGGUCUGGCUCUUUUGUUCUUUUGUAAGCGGAGACGGUCUACUCCCUUAAGAAGCCAUUUGAGCGCCAAGCGUCUUUUGUCUGAAGCUGCAGGAAACUCAAGUGUCGCCUUUUUCCCUUACAAGGAAAUCGAGAAAGCAACUGAUGGUUUCUCUGAAAAGCAGAAGCUAGGAAUAGGUGCAUAUGGUACAGUCUAUAGAGGAAAGCUCCAAAAUGAUGAAUGGGUUGCUAUCAAAAGACUCAGACACAGAGAUUCAGAAAGUCUUGACCAAGUCAUGAAUGAGAUCAAGCUUCUUUCCUCUGUGAGUCAUCCGAAUCUUGUCCGUCUCUUAGGAUGCUGUAUAGAACAAGGCGAUCCAGUUCUUGUUUAUGAGUACAUGCCGAAUGGAACUCUAUCAGAACAUCUACAAAGAGAUAGAGGGACUGGUCUUCCAUGGACCUUACGUCUCACUGUAGCCACUCAAACAGCUAAAGCAAUCGCAUAUCUCCACUCUGCAAUGAAUCCACCGAUUUAUCACCGUGACAUCAAAUCUACCAAUAUUCUUCUUGAUUAUGAUUUCAACUCCAAAGUUGCGGAUUUUGGACUCUCUAGACUGGGAAUGACAGAAACUUCCCACAUAUCAACGGCUCCUCAAGGGACUCCUGGUUAUCUUGACCCGCAGUACCAUCAAUGCUUUCAUCUUUCUGAUAAGAGCGACGUCUAUAGCUUCGGAGUCGUCCUUGCCGAGAUCAUAACAGGAUUGAAAGUUGUUGAUUUCACUCGUCCACAUACUGAAAUCAACCUAGCAGCUCUUGCAGUUGACAAAAUCAGGUCAGGUUGUCUCGAUCAGAUUAUAGACCCGAUUCUCGACCUGGAGCUCGACGCAUGGACUCUCUCGUCGAUACACACCGUGGCUGAGCUCGCAUUUCGAUGCCUAGCUUUCCACAGUGACAUGAGACCGACAAUGACCGAAGUAGCAGACGAGCUCGAACAGAUACGGCUCAGUGGUUGGAUCCCAAACAUGAGCCUAGAUUCACCAACUGGUUCUCUCCGGUCAUCUGAUAUGGGAAGCGAAAGAUCAACUAGAAAACCAUCAGCAGGAAGUAGAAGAAUCGUUAUCCCACAGAAACAACCCGAAUCCCUCGCUGCCGUCGAAGAGAUUAACGAUAGCUCACCUGUCUCGGUUCAAGAUCCUUGGUUAAGUGCACAGAGCUCACCGUCGACGAAUACAUUACUCGGUAACAUUACCAGGUGAUAAUGAGAUCUCAAUAACACGUUUACAACUUUCUUGUUUAUAUAUAAGUCAGCUACGUGUAGCUUUUACAAUCAUUCAGUGUUCAUAAAUGGUAAGUAGAUAUAUUAGCAACCAAGAAAACAAGUUUAUACAUGCGUUAUUAUAAUGUAAACGAUCUUGAAACAAGAUCUUUCACUCAGUACCUCACAAAGUUCAGUAACAAAGCGAAAUUUUAUUCUAA